Molecule: messenger RNA, 710 nt
Organism: Bubalus bubalis (water buffalo)
Lineage: Eukaryota; Metazoa; Chordata; Mammalia; Artiodactyla; Bovidae
Exons: 2
Coding region: 66-377 (103 amino acids)
Source: RefSeq, a predicted model, not a curated record
UCCGGAGCAGUUGCUGGGCCAGCUGGAAGGUCUGCUUAAUUGGUACCAGCCUCUUCUCCGCUCCCAUGGCGCCGGACCGGAUCGAGGCGAAGCCGUCCGCGCUUGACGACAGCCAGAGACUGACCACCAUCCGCGUCUCAGCAGACGACCCCAACUCCGGUCAGUCAGCAGCAGACAGCCGACAGCUCGGUUACCGCCAGAGCCUUCAAAUACCUCCCGCGAGAAAAGGAAACACCGCGAGACAACCGCGAGAGCAGGGCCGCCUCCUGGCUUCGCGCGUGCGCAGAGGACCGAGCCGGCCUUCUUCCGGUUGCAGGUCAAGGAUGCAUUCCAAGAAAGCUCUAAAGAUAUAUCACCAGCUCCAACCAUAUAGUUGACCUAGCCAUGAAAAACCUCAUUGGACCCUUACUAGAUCAAAGUGUAAUUUGCCAUCUUAAAAAAUAUGCUUCCCAUCAGAAAGUAUCAGGAAUAAAAAUCUGAGAUAUAUACCCACCACUUCAAGGAAGUUCCAGUGUCAGCCAGCAGUUUAGCAGAUCAGCUAGUUUCUUUGAUCAUCAAGCAGAUGUAGUCAAGCUACCAACACAACAGAAGGAAAUGUCUCUGUAUCAGUAUUUUCCAUGCUAUGUGUGGGACCCAUUUGGUAGGUCAUGAAAUCAAUUUUGUGAGUCAUGAUGAACAUUUUUAAAAACAAAAUAAAAUUUGAAAUAUCA